CUUGGAGGUGAUAAAAAAAAAAAAAAAAAGAACACCCGCCGGAAACAACAAAGAAUCAAUUUAUCUUCCUAUACCUGCCCGCACAGACCGCACAUAAACACCUCUUCAGCCAUGUCGAGGUGCCAGCAGGUUGGCAGGACGGUGACGAGAUGUCUGCGGCCUCAACAGCAUCUGGCCAUGGCCACCACAUCGAGGUCCAUAGCAUCUCGCUCCUUUUCAAGCACCGCUGGCCGGAGGGAUGAUGUGACCACCGCGGCGGUACCACCGCCAGAAAAGAAGAACGACAACCCUGCGAAAUCGCCAGCAGUUGCAGCAAGGACGAACGAAGCGUCGACCGCCGCAGCAACAUCACCACCUCCUGCUCCCGCUGCAGGCCAGGGAGCUCCGACCGGAAGUGGAAGCAGCAAUAGCCAACCCGUAGCCAGCACCGAUGGACCGAAAUUAGCACCGAAAGACCCAAUGGUUGGUUCACGGCGUAAGCAGGCUGCCAUCGCCAUCGCCGACCAGAGUAUCCCAUUUGCGCAGUUGCCGUUUCAAUGCUUUCAGGAGGCCCGCAAGGUCCUCCACGCCGACAGGCAGGAGAAGAUUGCCCAGAUCGUGCGCGAGGCGGCCAAGAUCAAGGCACUCGAGGCUAGGGACCCGGAGACAGUUACAGGUGGCGACCGUAUCAAGCAGAUGAGGCUCGAGAGCAUGCGCGAGUACCUGAAUAUGCUCAAGGUUCAGGCCGACAUCAAUGACCCAGAAGUCAAGAGAAGAUUUGAGGACGGCAUGGGUGACAUGAACAAGCCCGUGUACCGCCACCUGGCUGAGAAGAAGUGGCGUGGUCUUCCCUACCGCAUCAUCAAGCAGCGUAUCGAGCAGUUCUCCAUCAUUCCUGAUCUCCUUCCCAAGUUCGAGCCCGUCAUGGACGUCCAGAUGUCGUUCCGCCAGCGCAAGACCCCGCCCGGCACCGUCGUCGACAGCUUGACGUCGGAGAAGCCCCCGACCCUGCGAGUCCAGGUCUUCAACAAGGGCGAGCGCCUCGUGACCGUGGCUGUUAUUGACAACGAUGUUCCGGUCGUCGACAAGGAUGGAUUCGCCCGCCGCUGUCACUUCUUGGCCGCCAACAUUCCCAUCGACCCGACCACCAAAGCCAUUCCCCUGAUGAUGAUCCGCGAUGCAAAGAAGCACCUCGCCGUUCCUUGGCUGCCCCCUUUCGCCCAAAAGGGUGCUCCCAAGCACCGCCUGUCAAUCUUCAUCCUGGAGCAGAAGAACAACGAGGUCAUCGACGUGGCCAAGCUGCGCGAGGCUUACAUCCGCUCCAGCGACCCGGACCCUGCCAAGAACCCCAACAAGUUCUCUAUCAAGUCACUCAAGGACAAGUUCCCAGCCCUUGAGCCUGUCGGCUUCAACAUCUUCCGCACGGAAUGGGACGACUACACUGCCGACGUCAUGGCCCGCAACAACAUACCCGGCGCCGACAUCGAGUUCAAGCAUGCUCGCGUCCACUCGAUGAAGCCCGAGCGCGGCCCUCGUGGUUGGGAGGCCAAGAGGCAGGGUCCAAAGUACAGGCAUCUGUGGAAGUACACCCACCGUAUCGCUACGCCCAAGCGCAAGUUUGUCAAGUAGGCAACUCGGCGUGGCGUGUAUUGCAAACAUGGGCCCGCUCGGCAGCAGUCGCCUACGGGGCCCAGCUGUAUUUAUGUGUUUCUUGUAUAAUACUGUUAAAUACAAUGGAAAGAUAGAAAAAAAUAUUUGGCAUGCUACAUGCCAG
Messenger RNA from Pyricularia grisea, 1753 nucleotides. RefSeq lists its product as uncharacterized. The record is from RefSeq and is a predicted model, not a curated record. The coding region runs from base 112 to 1608 and encodes 498 amino acids. The transcript has 2 exons. Lineage: Eukaryota; Fungi; Ascomycota; Sordariomycetes; Magnaporthales; Pyriculariaceae.